This is a messenger RNA of Syngnathus acus (greater pipefish), 753 nucleotides long. RefSeq names its product ladderlectin-like. The coding region runs from base 102 to 587 and encodes 161 amino acids. The record is from RefSeq and is a predicted model, not a curated record. The transcript is spliced from 7 exons. Gene Ontology annotation, molecular function: signaling receptor activity. NCBI's taxonomy places the organism in Eukaryota, Metazoa, Chordata, Actinopteri, Syngnathiformes, Syngnathidae.
AAUGACAAAAACAAGAUUGGAAAUUCCAAGACUGUCAUCAACCCCAUAUAAGCAGCGCCCAGACUCGUCGUCAGUAUCAAGCACCACUCGCUACCAUAAAGAUGGCAUUCACUCUUGGCUCAUUGUUCCUCCUUUGCGGGAUCAGCGGACUGCUGACUGGAGUCUGGUCCGCCAAAAUUGUUCCUGUGAAAGACAAUAACUGUCCAAAAGGCUGGACUCAGUUGGACUGUUUCUGUUACAUCUAUGAAACUGAGAACAGAACUUUUGCAGAUGCCGAGAGCGUCUGCAACAUUCUUGGUGGGAAUUUGGUCUCCAUUCACAGUGAUCUGGAAAAUGCGCUGGUUCUUGAACUGAUUCGGGCGGGUGGUGAUGCCACCCAAGCCUGGAUUGGUCUCACUGAUGCAGUUUCGGACGACGAUUUCAUGUGGACUGAUGGCUCAGAUGUGGACUUCACCAAUUUUGAAGGAGGAGAGCCCAAUGACGACGGUGUCUGUGUAGAGAUGGUAACAGCUGAUGGAGAGUGGAACGAUGUGGCUUGCGCAACAGAGCUCCCGUACGUUUGCAUCAUGGAUGCGUUCCAUCACUAAAUGUCUUGGCCUACAAUAUUGCACUAUGCAUGAGUUCAAUGACUCAGAUUUAGUGUCGCCUUGAUAUUUUUGGGGUUACUUUCAACUUUUCUUCUCAUCUUCUUUCAUGCUCAUUUGGCGUUGUGGGGACAAAUAUUCAAUGAAUAAAGAACUAUCAGCAUCCAAA